This is a messenger RNA of Thamnophis sirtalis, 489 nucleotides long. Lineage: Eukaryota; Metazoa; Chordata; Lepidosauria; Squamata; Natricidae. The record is from RefSeq and is a predicted model, not a curated record.
UGUGUGGGGAUGUUCCAUGAGUGUGUCCAAUCAGAGCAAUUGUGUACGCCAAGGGAUCGGUCCUGCUUCUCAUCUACCAUCAAACUUUUCUAUACAAACAACUAUUCAGGAGUAUUUUUGCUUCCAGAUUUAGAAAUCGCCGAGUAUGUGAUGAAAGGCUGCUCAGGGGAAGGCGUAUCUAAUCGCACCGCUAACAUCUAUUCUGAGGACGACCAUGAAGUACACAACACGUAUUACUGUGACUCUAAUCUCUGCAACAUCCGGUUCACAGGUGCUCCAGCCAGCACUACUCAGGAGGCUAAUGGCAUGGAGUGCUACAGCUGUUUUGAUCGUGGCACGGGGGACUGUGCUCAAGGGAAUGCUACUCGGGUCAAGUGCCUGGGAGAUAUGAAUCAGUGCAUGGAUUUUACUGGUAAACUGAGAUGUUUCUUGAAUACGUUCGGGAAUGAUAUUAAAGGAGUUGAAGAACUGCUGAGUGCAGAUACAUGA